AUGCUUUCUUUAUUUCUUAGCUCAUUAGCUCAAGCAGCAAAGAGUCCAAAAGUCACAAAAACUGUAUACCUCGAAGUAGAAAUCGGUGGCAAAAAAGAAGGACGUAUUCACAUCGGCCUUUUCGGAAAUGAUGUAAAUAAAACGGCUGAAAACUUCCUUCACUUAUGCCUUUGCGAUCAGGGCAUAGGAACACAAGGCAAGCCACUUUGCUACAAAGGAUCUCCAUUCCAUCGCAUUAUUCCAGGUUUCAUGAUUCAAGGUGGUGAUUUCACACACCAAUCUGGCGUUGGAGGUGAAUCAAUUUACGGAAGACAUUUCGAUGAUGAGAAUUUCAAAGUCGAACACGAAGUUGGAGUCAUCUCAAUGGCUAAUGCUGGUCCAAAUACAAAUGGAAGCCAAUUCUUCAUUACAGUUGCUGCUACAAACUGGCUUAAUGGCCAUCAUGUCGUAUUCGGAAGAGUUGUUAAAGGCAUGGACGUCGUUAAAAAGAUCGAAAAGGUUGGUUCAUCAAGUGGAACACCAUCUAAGAAAGUUGUUAUUGUCGACACAGGACUUGUUGAAUAA
Messenger RNA from Trichomonas vaginalis G3, 564 nucleotides. Its product is annotated as peptidyl-prolyl cis-trans isomerase protein. Lineage: Eukaryota; Parabasalia; Trichomonadida; Trichomonadidae. The coding region runs from base 1 to 564 and encodes 187 amino acids. The transcript has a single exon. Gene Ontology annotation, cellular component: intracellular membrane-bounded organelle. The record is from RefSeq and is a predicted model, not a curated record. Gene Ontology annotation, molecular function: peptidyl-prolyl cis-trans isomerase activity. Gene Ontology annotation, biological process: protein folding; protein peptidyl-prolyl isomerization.